AUGGGGAUCUGCGAUGCACCCAAACUCUUUGAAGUGUCCGGUGCAGAGCUGCAGGGGGGGCCGGCUGUGUGGGGUGGGGAGUUGUUGGGGGGGCUGUGGGGGCCGGGGGCUUUGAUGUGCCCCUGGCUGUCGGAGCGGCUGCAUGCUGCCGUGCACCCAUCUGUCAGGAGCACAGCUGCACGGCUCCGGGGGCGCUCUGGACGCCGCUCUCACCUUGAAACACCCGCUCACCGUCCUGUAGGGGCUCUUAACACUUCUUCUAUUGAAUUAUCCCUGUUGAAUAAUGCUUGA
Molecule: messenger RNA, 291 nt
Organism: Knipowitschia caucasica
Lineage: Eukaryota; Metazoa; Chordata; Actinopteri; Gobiiformes; Gobiidae
Source: the annotation of a GenBank genome assembly